AAACCCUAGGCCUCGCCUCCCACUCGCUCGCUCCCAUGGCGACGCCGGCGACGGCUGCCUCCGACGCGGCGGCCCCCAACCCGGAGCCGCGAGGCCCUCCUCAGUCCGAGGCGUCUACGGAGGAGCCGGGAGGAGCGCCCGAUUCCGGCGCCGUCGCGGCGGCAGCGCCACCGGUGGUGGAUGGGGCGGCGGAUGGAGACGCCUCGACCGCUCCCGCUCCCAUCCCCAGUUCCGGUCCUGCGGCGCCGCCUGUACCAGUGAACCCGGCGUCUUCUGCCGCUCCAGUGCCCCCCCGGCCGCAGUUCGCCGGGUCGCCCGCUUACGCGAGCCACCCGGCGCUGGCUUUCUCGUACAACGUUCUCCCGAGGGCGCCACCCCCGCCGCAGGUGGGCGGUGCCGCGGCCCAGCAGCAGCUAGGUGCUUCUCCGGCCAUGAUGGCUCCUUCAGUACCUGCUGCGGCUCUUCAGCCUCCUGUCCCAGGGCAGUAUUUUGGGAACAGGCCGUCUUUCUCAUAUAAUGUAGUCUCGCAUGCUAACGCUGGCUUGCCUACUGGUCAGCAGUUUCAACUUGACACUGGUACAAAUCAUGCCGUCCAAAUUUCACGGCCUAUUCCACCAGCAUCCUUGCAGCCUCCAGCUCCUAUGAAUUUAGCGCGCCCAAGUACAGCAUUUCCAGGAGCAGGAGCUAUGCCACCAAAUCCUCCUGGAUCUAUGCGGUUGCCAUUCCCAGUUCUACCCAGACCAUCCAGUAAUAGUUUCGUUGCAGGCCCACAACAGACACAGUCCCAGGGGAACUCAGAUGUUAGCACUUCCAGGUCUGAUACGCGAAGUGUUCCAGAGGGUGGUCCCCAGACAUCUCAGUUGUCAACAGGCCCACCACCUGCAAGUUCUUCUGGAAGUCCUUCGAUCACCGUUCAUAUGCCAACAAAUCCAUCACUUCCAGCUCGCCCAGAGGCAUUUGGGGCUUUUGGAGCUUCUGUACCUGGACAACCUUCCACAAUCUUUCCUGCUCCACCAAACCUCCUUGGAAGACCUAUGGCUCCAUCUGCUUCUCCUUUUCCCCAAACAUCACAGUCAGUUGCUGCUCCAAGUGCUUUUCCACAGUCUGGUCAGCAACAGUUGUACCCUUCCUAUCCUUCAGCACAUGGCAUUGUUCCUCCUCAACCUCUAUGGGGAUAUCCCCCACAGCCUACUGGUUUUCAGCAACCCCACUUCCAAUCAUAUCCACCUGGUCCUCUUGGUAGGCCAAUGGUCGGGAGUUCUGCUGUGACUGCAUACAUGCCCAAUGUCCAGCCACCUGGUGUCUCAACCGAUAGGGAUUCCAAGGAACUAUCAUCAACAAAUUCUGGAUCUGAGGAGCCUACACAUACUUCAGCUGAACUUUCAUCAACAGAACAUGGAAGCCAAAACAGCAAUCAGCCUGAGGACAAAAAAUCUACUGCAAUUCAGGAUUCAGAUGCAUGGUCUGCACACAAGACAGAGGCUGGUGUUGUAUAUUAUUACAACGCCUUGACCGGAGAAUCAACUUAUCAAAAACCACCUGGUUAUAAAGGGGAGUCCGAGAAGGUUGCAGCCCAACCAGUUCCAGUUUCUUGGGACAAAUUGUCCGGCACUGACUGGAGCAUAGUAACGACAAGUGAUGGAAAGAAAUAUUACUAUGAUAACAAACAGAAUGUUAGCAGUUGGCAGCUUCCACCAGAGGUGGCUGAGCUCAUCAAGAAUACUGAGUCUGGUCCCUUGAAAGGAAGUUCAACUUCGCUGCAGGAUGCUGGCACAGUAGGGAAUAAAGGGGAAAUAAGUAUUGAUAUUAAUACUCCUGCCGUACAGACAGGUGGCCGUGAUUCGUUGCCACUUCGGCAGACAGUUGUCCCUGCAUCGCCUUCUGCAUUGGAUUUGAUAAAGAAGAAACUGCAGGAUUCUGGUGCCUCCAGUGUUCCUUCACCUCUUGCUACUCCAUCCAGUGCAUCUGAGUUGAAUGGAUCUAAAACAACUGAUGUUGCACCCAAAGGACAGCAACUCCCGAUUAGCAGUGAGAAAUCAAAAGAUAACAGCGGUGAUGGUAACAUGUCAGAUUCCUCUUCAGACUCAGAUGAUGAGGAACAUGGCCCAAGUAAAGAGGACUGUUUUAAGGAGAUGUUAAAGGAAAGAGGUGUAGCACCAUUUUCAAAGUGGGAGAAGGAACUCCCAAAAAUAGUGUUUGAUCCACGUUUUAAGGCGAUUCCAAGUUACUCGAGACGACGUGCUAUAUUUGACCAGUAUGUUCGGACAUGUGCUGUCGAGGAGCGGAAGGAGAAAAGAGCUGCUCAGAGGGCUGCAAUGGAGGCAUAUAAACAGUUACUAGAAGAAGCAUCUGAGGACAUCAACUCCAAUAAAGAUUACCAGGAAUUCAAAAGAAAAUGGGGUACUGAUCCAAGGUUUGAAGCCUUGGAUCGAAAAGCAAGGGAGUCUCUUUUCAGUGAAAAGGUGAAGUCAAUUGAAGAGAAAGUUCAAUCAAUGCGCAAUGCUGUUAAAACUGACUUCAAAUCAAUGCUUCGAGAAAGUAAAGACAUAACGUCAACUAGCCGCUGGACCAAAGUGAAAGAAAAUUUCCGGAACGAUGCAAGGUACAAAGCAAUGAAGCAUGAAGAAAGAGAGGAUGCUUUUAAUGAAUACAUAGCAGAACUAAAAUCUGCUGAAAAGGAAGCAGAGCAAGCUGCUAAGGCCAAAUCAGAUGAACAAGCCAAGUUAAAGGAGAGGGAACGUGAGACGCGCAAAAGGAAAGAAAGGGAAGAGCAGGAAAUGGAGAGAGUAAAAUUGAAGAUCCGAAGAAAAGAGGCUGUGUCUUCAUAUCAGGCUUUACUUGUUGAAAUCAUAAAAGAUCCCAAGGCAUCAUGGACAGAAUCCAAACCAAAACUUGAAAAGGAUCCACAAGGCCGUGCGGUAAAUCCAGAUUUAGGUAAAGGUGAUGCAGAGAAGUUAUUUCGUGACCAUGUCAAGGACUUGUAUGAGCGACGCGUGCGGGAUUUCCGUGCACUCCUAUCUGAGGUCAUAACCCUGGAGAUAGCAGCUCGAACAACAACAGAUGAAGGAAAGACUGCAAUCAACUCUUGGACUGAAGCAAAAGGUCUUCUAAGAUCUGAUCCUCGGUACAACAAACUGCCAAGCAAAGACCGGGAGUCCAUUUGGCGGCGCUACGCAGAUGACAUGGCGAGAAAGCUCAAGCAGUCAGAUUCCAAGGAGAAACCAGAUACGGAUGGGAAGCAGCAGCGUAGGUCCUCUGAUCCACCAAGGCGGAGGUAGCCUGUAGAAUGUAGAACCGUCCACCUGUACUACCCUAGUCGAUAUUGAUGUUAUCAUUAGUUCACAUAAUCACAUUCUGUUUACCCUUGUUUUUGUAACAAUGAGGGCGUUAAAUUAACUGAAAAUUUUGGUAACAGGAGCAUCCACUUACCUUUUUUUGGCCAUGCAUUUCGUUGACCCGUGAAUCCAGAAUUCCAGAUUGCAACAGUUGUGCAAAUGCAGUGGUGUUACGUCAUUACACUUUUUGGGACAUUCGUAAA
Molecule: messenger RNA, 3538 nt
Organism: Oryza brachyantha (malo sina)
Lineage: Eukaryota; Viridiplantae; Streptophyta; Magnoliopsida; Poales; Poaceae
Product: pre-mRNA-processing protein 40C
Exons: 16
Coding region: 36-3278 (1080 amino acids)
Cellular component (GO): nucleus
Molecular function (GO): transcription coregulator activity; RNA polymerase binding
Source: RefSeq, a predicted model, not a curated record